Diaporthe citri is the source of this 2475-nucleotide messenger RNA. RefSeq lists its product as uncharacterized. The transcript has 4 exons. Bases 1 to 2475 code for a protein of 824 amino acids. The record is from RefSeq and is a predicted model, not a curated record. NCBI's taxonomy places the organism in Eukaryota, Fungi, Ascomycota, Sordariomycetes, Diaporthales, Diaporthaceae. Gene Ontology annotation, cellular component: membrane.
AUGUCUUCUCACCAUGCGCACGAUCGCGACGCCGACCUGGACGGCCAGCACCCCGACCCACGAAACCCCUACGCGUCGAGUACGAGAUGGCGCCAUGAGGAAUCAAGCCAAUUUCGCAAGCAUGCGGGUCAAACGCUCCAGCCAAGGGCCCCCGAUGGAAAGAGCGGGACCCAUGAUCUGGCGAGCUUUCUGCACUCUACCAGGGUCCCCUCCGACGAUGGCACAAAAGACGGCGCCAGCCCGCCCGGCUCUGCUGUCCCGGGCAAGACAUACACACCCAUCAUGAUCGACGGCAACGAGGCCGCAGCUGCGGGCGAGCCGCAAAACGCCAUCGACGCUGAUGUCGCGAACGCCGUGCCCCAGGACGGGAAGACCAUCGCGUGCGGACCUCUGCUAAACUACAGGCGCACCGAGGGGAACACUUGGAUCGGUAGCGUCCUGGUCGUUACCAAGGGCGGCGGCAAGACCCAGGAAUUCGUGCCAACUUUGGUGCUGCGGAGGGUCGGUGCGGCGCAGAGGUCGCAAGGCGCUCUCCCCGGCUCUGGGCACAACGGGGAGACCAAUGGACAUGUGAACGGUGCGGACGGCGCGACAGGGGCGACGGAGACGCAGGGAAUCUGUCUGUACUCCGAUAUCCGCAACACAUUCUGGCGGUUCGACCUCCGCGCCGAGAUGGAGGCGACCGAGGUCAAGUGGGAAUACACCGUUCCUGGCAUGCGCUUCGCCAGCAAGACGAAGCCGCAGGCGAACAACUUCUACGUGCCUGCCGUCACGGAGUCCAUGCGGAUCAUGUUCCACUCUUGCAACGGUUUCUCCGUCGGAACCGACGAGGACGCCUGGAGUGGUCCUGCCCUCUGGAACGAUGUCAACAGGCGUCAUGCCGAAGCGCCCUUCCAUGUGAUGAUCGGUGGUGGUGACCAGAUCUACAAUGACGGCAUCCGGGUUAAUGGCCCUCUCCGACCGUGGACAGACAUCGGCAAUCCCAAGAAGCGCCGCGACUAUCCAUUUUCCGAGCAGCUACGUUCCGAAUGCGACGACUACUAUCUCAAUAACUACAUCCGUUGGUACAGUACGGAGCCGUUCGCUACUGCAAAUGGUCAGAUCCCCCAGGUCAAUAUCUGGGACGAUCAUGAUAUCAUCGACGGAUUCGGUUCCUACGUCAACGAGUUCAUGAAGUGUGACGUCUUCCGCGGUAUCGGGGGUUGUGCCCACAAGUACUACAUGCUGUUCCAACAUCACCUGCCACCGCCGCCAUCUACCUAUACCUCGGAUGCGCCUCAGACAGUGACCGAGCCCGGAGAUGGGCAAGCGACCGGUAUCGAUGGGACCCAGCUCGUUGACACAUACGUCGCCGAGCCUAUCCGUGAGGCCAGCUAUAUUGUUGGGCCCAAGCCCGGGCCGUACGUGGCUGAGCACUCUCACAACAUCUUCGCCAAGCUGGGCGCAAGGAUAGCGCUCGUGGGCAUUGACGCGCGUACCGAGCGCACCCGGCAUCAGGUCAACUAUCCGGAGACGUACGAUUUGAUCUUCGGGCGGCUGAGCCAAGAGCUGCAGGACGCGCAAGCUGCGGGCACGCCCUUCAGGCACCUGAUAUUGCUCUUGGGUAUCCCAAUUGCGUACCCUCGGCUCACCUGGCUUGAGAAUGUCUUCAGUAGCCCUAUUAUGGGCCCCAUCAAAUUCGCCAACCGGAGAUUUGGGCUAGGCGGUGGCCUCUUCAACCACUUUGACGGAUCUGUCGAUCUCUUGGACGACUUGGACGAUCAUUACACUGCUCGAACUCAUAAGAAAGAGCGAAAUGGAAUGGUCGAGCGAUUCCAAGAGAUAUGCAAACAAUUCUCUGUGCGCGUAACCAUCCUCGGUGGAGAUGUUCAUCUGGCAGCUCUUGGCCGCUUCUACUCCAACCCUUCGCUCAACAUCCCUUGCGAGAACGACCAUCGCUACAUGGCAAACGUCGUUUCAUCCGCGAUCGUCAACAAGCCCCCACCGCAGGCUGUAGCGAACCUACUCGCCCGCCGCAACAAGAUUCACCACCUCGACCACGAGACCGACGAGACGCUCCUCAAGCUCUUCGACAAGGACCCCGGCGACUCCACCAAGACAGCCAACCACAACCAAGUGACCAUGCCAAGCCGCAACUUCGCCAUGCUCACCGAGAACUCGCCAAACAACCCGCCAAGGCAACGGCCCACGACUGCAGCCAACAGCGGGACCGAGCAGGCCAACGGCAACGAGGCCGCGUCCGUGAGCGCCGUGAGUGGGCGCGUCUCGGUCAAGUCCAAGGACGCCCACCUGCCCAUCCAUUCCGGCGAGGUCGACUGCGGCACGAAGCACAGGGCCGCGUCGGCGCAUGACCACGGCCAGGAGAACGACGGCAGUCUGGAUAUCUGCAUCCGCGUGGAGGUCGACCAGCAUGAUCGCGAGGGCAGGACCGAGUCCUACGGGCUGACGGUGCCUGCUUUGACUGUGACGGCCUGA